Molecule: messenger RNA, 1842 nt
Organism: Fonsecaea erecta
Lineage: Eukaryota; Fungi; Ascomycota; Eurotiomycetes; Chaetothyriales; Herpotrichiellaceae
Exons: 1
Coding region: 1-1842 (613 amino acids)
Biological process (GO): regulation of DNA-templated transcription
Molecular function (GO): DNA-binding transcription factor activity, RNA polymerase II-specific; zinc ion binding
Source: RefSeq, a predicted model, not a curated record
AUGGCCACCUUCCUGAUGCGGGACAGGAGAAGACGAGUUAAAUGUGACGAAGCACGACCCAGUUGCAAUCGCUGCAUCAGGGCUGGCAAGUCAUGUGAAGGAUACGCCCACGAUCCGGAGUCCGGUCGAGGGAGCGAGCCCGUUAGAUUCGUCGUCUACACUCCCCACAACCCAACUCCUCUGUUGUCGGAACAUCCAGACCUCGAUUGGUCCGAGCGGCGGGCGUUGAGCUACUUCCAGGAUCGCACCGCCCUGGAACUGGCCGGUGCUUUCCAGCCGGAUUUCUGGCUAGCGACCAUUCUCCCACUUGCGAGGCAGGAGAGCUCGGUCAGACAUGCGCUCAUCGCGUUGAGUAGCAUGCAUGAGCAGUUUGCCAGCGUCGAUCAUUUCUCGCCUACACGAAGCGUCGAUUUCGCUCUGCACCAUUACGGCAAGGCCAUAAGAGAGGUUGUCAGGCUCAACCAGUCACAGCUCGAUCAGACAUUCGAUUCUUCUCUGGUUACGUGUGCACUCUUCUCGGCCUUUGAGAGUCUUCAGGGCCAGUAUCAUGAAGCGUGCUGUCAUGCUGUGUCGGGAAUCAGAAUCCUUGCUGAGGAGCAACGAAAACCGAACACCAAUACAAUAAUGCAGACUCGUGUUCCUCGUGAAGACCUCACACGCUUCUUCGUUGCCAUGGAGAGACAAAUUCUCGAGAUUGGGGAUCCAAACUUCCCUGUCCCCAGGCCGAAGUUUUACCAUACGAAGGCUGUAACAGCCAUCCCGGACCAAUUUACCUCCCACGAGCACGCCUUGCUGCAUUUGGAAUUCCUGCUGGCAGAACUUGUUGAAUACGUGGAACGAGCUGAUACUCUGACGAAUGAGGGUCUCAUAUCGGAGGACGUUGGUCUUUCCCUUCUGACUGAGUUCCACGCUAUCAAGAUGCAAUUCGAGAAGUGGCAGGCCGCAUUUGACGCAUUUUCUUCCAUCGACUUGAACGAAUACUCAAAGGAGACGCCUGACUCCUCCUCUUCAACGUCUUCAUCCCCGCCAGCCGACCGUUCCAGACCGCGAAGUCCCGCUUUCCUGAUUCUUAGGGCGUAUCAGGCUCUCAUGACAGCCUUUCUCGCACGGGUGGAGAUCAACGAUGAAGCAGUGUACAAUGAUUACAGACCGCAAUUUUGGAUGGCUCUUGAUGCUGUCGAAGAGUUUAUUCAAUGUACUUCCACGUUUGUCAGGCCUGUGGAUAGUAGGACGCCGUCUCGGUCACCAUUUGACCCGACAACCACAACCACAACCUCAACCUCAAACUUAGCCGCACAGUCUUCACCGCAACAGCCCCUCGUUGCGCGACCCACAUUCUCGCUCGCCCUCGGAAUCGUGCCCACCCUCUUCCUCAUCGCCUCUCGGACCCUCGACCUCGAAUUGCGCGAUAAAGCCAUCUCCCUCCUCCGAAUGUGCAAUCGGCGCGAGGGCCUCUGGGACUCCCGCCUCGCCGCGAUUGUUGUCGACCGUGUCAUCGAGUUGAGGGAGAAGGCGAUUGAGAUGAGCCGUGCGCAACAACCUCUUGCCGAUGCAGAUCUAAACCCGGCUGCACAAGCAACAACAAGCUCAGAGACCGAAAGGAAAGAUGUUUCCCAAGGGGCUGGGGUAAGCAGCCACAAGGUGGUGGAGUUCAAGCUGUUGGACAUCAAGUUCCUCCCGGGCCGCCGAUGCGGGUUUCGAUACGCAUUCGCUACAAGGUAUGGCAAUGUCGAAGGAACCCCGAUCCCGAUGAUGACUAGUGAGCCCACGGCAACUCACGUUCCUGGCGCGAGUCUGUAUUCUAUAAAGGAGUUUUGGGAGGAAUUGCGGUGGAAAGGCUAG